ACGCGUCAUCAGCGAGAGCCCCCUCCAGGACGUACGAGCAGCGACGGCGCAGCACGGUGCGGCGCAGCUCCGGCUCCCCUUCCCCCCUUGCUGGGCGAGAGGUGUCUAUGGGGCGUCCGCUGCCGCCGCCGCUCCCGCCACCGCCGCUGGGUGCUGUCUCUAUGGCGAGGAGGAGGAGGAGAAGCGCGAGCUCAGCGACACAAGUACACAAAUAAAGGAUAAAGUAUUUUAUGAAACAGAAUCUUCAAUCAAGUAUAACAUUUUGAUGCUUGGCAGCUAGACUCCUUGUGCCCUCACUAUGCCAGCAGCAACGGUAGAUCAUAGCCAAAGAAUCUGUGAAGUUUGGGCUUGCAACCUGGAUGAAGAGAUGAAGAAAAUUCGUCAGGUUAUUCGAAAAUAUAAUUACGUUGCUAUGGACACCGAGUUUCCAGGUGUGGUUGCAAGACCUAUUGGAGAAUUCAGGAGCAAUGCCGACUAUCAGUAUCAACUAUUGCGGUGUAAUGUAGACUUGUUAAAGAUAAUUCAGCUAGGACUGACAUUUAUGAAUGAGCAAGGAGAAUACCCUCCAGGAACUUCAACUUGGCAGUUUAAUUUUAAAUUUAAUUUGACGGAAGACAUGUAUGCCCAAGACUCUAUAGAGCUACUAACAACAUCUGGUAUCCAGUUUAAAAAGCAUGAAGAGGAAGGAAUUGAGACCCAGUACUUUGCAGAACUUCUAAUGACUUCGGGAGUGGUCCUCUGUGAAGGGGUCAAAUGGUUAUCAUUUCAUAGUGGUUAUGACUUUGGCUACUUAAUCAAAAUCCUGACCAAUUCUAACUUGCCUGAAGAAGAACUUGACUUCUUUGAGAUCCUUCGACUGUUUUUUCCUGUCAUUUAUGAUGUGAAGUACCUCAUGAAGAGCUGCAAAAAUCUCAAAGGUGGUUUACAGGAAGUUGCCGAACAGUUAGAGCUGGAACGGAUAGGACCGCAGCAUCAGGCAGGAUCUGAUUCAUUGCUCACAGGAAUGGCCUUUUUCAAAAUGAGAGAAAUGUUCUUUGAAGAUCAUAUUGAUGAUGCCAAAUAUUGUGGUCAUUUGUAUGGCCUUGGUUCUGGUUCAUCCUAUGUACAGAAUGGCACAGGGAAUGCAUAUGAAGAGGAAGCCAACAAGCAGUCAUGACAUGAAAUAUAGUCCUUUUAUUUUUAUUUUAUUUGAGCGACACACAUGCUUGUAUAUAGGUUUUAUCUCUGGUUGAAUCGAACAACAGACAGUACUUUUUUUCCUUUCAUAUCCCAUUUUAGUUUUUGUCUUUUAGUACUAAGUGUGACUGUCCUAUUUCAGAGCCUAACUAGAAAAGCAUUCAGGUUAAAUUUGGCCUUAAUAUACGUGUUCGCAGGCGUGUGUGACAGAGUGGGAAAGCUGCAUCAUAUAAACUUGACCGACUUGAGCUUGGCUUGUGUUCCCCCUUUUCUAAAUUAACUAGCACUGACUGUAAUUUAUUUCCCUGUUUCAUGUCUCCCUUCCAUUCUGAAGAGUUUUAGCUAUUUGAGAUUGUGGACCAUCAAUUUUGCACUUUAGAGAGUGAUUCUGACUCAGAUCCUCUGUUUUAGCAGAAAAUUUUCUUGCUCUUAGCUGGAAAAAUGGCCAUCUGCCAACUUAUAAAGUAUUUACUUGUUUUUGACCGGUGAAAUACAGCACAUGCAUUGUGCAAAUGGUUGAUUCUACAAGACUGCAAAAAAAAAAAAAGACAAAAACUACUGAGGAGCUUAAUUAACAACUGCUGUUUCUGUACGUAUUGUUUAACCUCCAAGCACCUCUGGUGUCUGUCAGUUUCUCAUUGGCACGUGCGGCUGCUCGGGGACUGGAGAGCUUUCCCCACCUGCUUUCCCCCUUCAGGAAGAUCCCCCGUUUGUGAUCGGAUGUGUAUUGUCUGCCGGGAAACUGGUCUCCCAAGAUGUCGAAGCUGCAGUUUUAUGAUAGCACACUUCCCUUAUCUGCUUCUUCUUCCAUCAGUGUUCACCCUUAUUUUAAAUUUUUUAAAAUUUUAUAGCCAUACUUACAAGCUCUUGUUGUUGAUUCCACAGAUCAAUUUCAUUAAAGUCCAAAGAUAGGAAAUCUUUAGGUAUAUUUUGUACCAAAUUAAAUUAGGAGACAAAAAAAUCGUGCUUGCAUAGUUGUGACAAGGAUAAAGAAUGGAGAGAUUUGGUGCACAACAAUAAAAUACAAAAAUAUAUGUGUUAGCUCUGUGUAUGUUUAUAUGAUAUACACACAGCUAAUAUAUAGCUAUUAAAAUUACCUGAGGAGUGUAAUGUUUGUUUAUUUUUUGUGUAUAUCUUUGCAAUCUAUUUUAUAUAUAUCGACAAAAGAGACUGUGAAAUAUUUAGCCAUACAGAAUAUGUGACUAGACCAGAGCAUGUGUAGGAAGACAUUUUGGAAAUCAUUAAUUCUACCCAGAAAUUAUGGACUACAAGUUAUGAUGUAUGUUACCUGCACUUCAAUCAGUAAUAUUAGCAAAUCUCCAAAUGUUAGCCAGAUUGGUUUGUUCUUGUACAUUCGUUAUUCAUGAUGUUACAGUGCUGUAACUGGGUGGUCCUUUUUAAACAAAACAUUAUUUGCAAAACAGAGGCUAUUAUUUGUUUUUAAAGCUUUUGUAAAUAAAGGCUUCAGAAAUGUUUUCAUAUAUAUGUUGAUGACUGGUAAUUUUGGAAAUAUUUAUUUGGAGGAUUAUUUUUUCUAAAGGUUUGGGCAACUGAGCAGAACUCGGUAACUUCAUUAACUAUCACUAAUUACUGGAAAAUCAGUGUGAGCCUUCUGCAUUUCAACAGUGUUGGCUUAUUCUUCACGAAUACCUCAACUGGGUGUUGAGAAUUGAUUGUCUCUCCAGGGAUGCGUUUAUUCUGAAAGAGUUACAAAGUAAAUGCACUUGGAGUAACUUAAUGUGACUUCUUUUUAGAGCUGAUGCAGUAUAGCAGAUACAGAAUUGGUGUCCUUUUAUUUUGAUCAUCACCUCAAAAAAGAAAAGAAUGAUAAAGAUUGCCUUCUGAAUAGCCACGUAGUUGCUGAAUUUCAUAGUUUGUAUCAAUUUUGGUUUCUGUCUCUAAGCAAUAUAAUAUUUUAUAACUUUGGUAAGAGGAACAUUACAACCUUGACUCAGUCUGGCUUGGGGAUAAGAGACACUGGGCUGAGCGUUUCUGGUGUUCCCGAGCCAUUCGUUCUGGGCUCCCCAUUCUCUGUUAAACCUGCCAGAGCAAGGGCCAGCAACCAAGGCUUGCAGGCCCAAACCAGCCUAACGCUUGUUCCGUGUGGCCAGUUGGCGAGAAUGGUUUUUACAGUUUAAAAACUGUUGGGAAGAAAAUAUUGUAUGAUGUGAAAAGUAUAUGAAAUUUAAACUUGAGUGCCCCUCAGUACAGUUUUGUUGGAGUAUAGGCCCACCCACUCGUGUUCUGUGUCCACGGGCCGCACUGCGGUGGGGAAGCGGGGUAGCCGCUGCAGAAACUGCCUGUGGCCGCGUCUUCAUUUCCCAUUUCCCCGCGGUGUGCUCCCAAGUCAGCGAUGUGGGUGCAGGGCCUUACAGCAUUUUACCGUUCUCUCUGUUACCAAUUCAGACCCAUCGUGUCUUGAGAAAAGAAGGGUGUGCUUUUAAGGUACGUUGAAAUACGCAUUAUCUUAUCAAAUGAUACGCUAAAGAACACAAUGUAUGUUGACAUAACCAGGCCAAAGCGUCAUCACAGUAUUCCUAACUCACGGGAAAGCAGCAUUUAAGAGAACUAGAAAUUUUAAAACGGAAUAACUCAUCACAGCAUUUCUUCACACUAACAAAAAACGGAAAUGCGGCUGCCACCAGAGGGUGCUUUCGAGGGGCCCGCCAGGUGGCGGAGCAAAGGCGCUGACUGAUGGUGGGGUGCCCCUCAUUGCUUCAGGGCCGUAGCCCAGAGAAAGGUGUCUAGAGAGAAGGAAACCUCAGCUUUUCGGUGAGAACAGUUGCUUGAAGAGAGGCCACUGUUCACAAAAUCGGCAGUUAAUUCUAAAACCAGACACAUAAUUUCGAGCGUUUUUCUCUGGCCCCCAAUGAGUCAGUAGUGUCCGGCUCUUACCCGGGAAACCAGCACCUAGUUUGGGGUGACUGAAGGACCGGCUUCCAUUGUACUAAUGGUCUCUGUGGAACGACGACAGGUGUGACCGUUUCCGAGCAGGUGAGGAGCUAGCCAGUCAGUGCAGCCUGAAGUGGAGUCCACCCCGAUGCGACACGCCUGAUGGUGGUAAAAGCACGCGUGGAGCAGAAAGUAGUUGGUCACGUGUCAAAACUCGUGCAAAUGUACUAAGGUGUGUGGGUUUGGCAGGCACCCAUUUCACUUGUGUCGUACACCUUUGUUUUCUUCUGAACAGCAAUUAACUUUGUUCAUUGUUGGCUGGUGUCGUAUUACUGCAAAGAUCAUGUAGAAAGUCAAUAAAAUCAUGAUUCCGCUCUA
Phyllostomus discolor (pale spear-nosed bat) is the source of this 4446-nucleotide messenger RNA. RefSeq names its product CCR4-NOT transcription complex subunit 7 (gene CNOT7). The record is from RefSeq and is a predicted model, not a curated record. Gene Ontology annotation, molecular function: poly(A)-specific ribonuclease activity; nucleic acid binding. The transcript has 7 exons. Gene Ontology annotation, cellular component: CCR4-NOT complex; CCR4-NOT core complex; P-body. Lineage: Eukaryota; Metazoa; Chordata; Mammalia; Chiroptera; Phyllostomidae. Bases 299 to 1156 code for a protein of 285 amino acids.